This is a messenger RNA of Protobothrops mucrosquamatus (brown spotted pit viper), 8714 nucleotides long. Its product is annotated as ryanodine receptor 3-like. The record is from RefSeq and is a predicted model, not a curated record. Gene Ontology annotation, cellular component: sarcoplasmic reticulum membrane; calcium channel complex; sarcolemma. The annotation marks the transcript as partial. Gene Ontology annotation, molecular function: protein binding; ryanodine-sensitive calcium-release channel activity. The transcript has 61 exons. Lineage: Eukaryota; Metazoa; Chordata; Lepidosauria; Squamata; Viperidae. Gene Ontology annotation, biological process: calcium ion transmembrane transport.
AUGGCUGAAGGGGGCGAAGGAGGGGAAGACGAGAUACAGUUCCUACGAACUGAUGAUGAAGUGGUACUUCAGUGUGUAGCCAACAUUCAUAAAGAACAGCGCAAGUUCUGCCUGGCUGCUGAGGGGCUUGGAAAUCGCCUCUGCUUUUUGGAACCAACCUCAGAAGCUAAAUAUGUCCCUCCUGAUCUUUGCAUCUGUAAUUUUGUACUGGAGCAGUCUUUAUCUGUCAGAGCCCUCCAGGAAAUGCUUGCCCAUACAAGAGACAAUUCCAGGGAAGGGGCAACUCAAGGAGGUGGUCACAGAACUCUGCUGUAUGGCCAUGCGGUUCUGCUUCGGCAUUCUUUCAGUGGAAUGUAUUUGACAUGUUUAACAACAUCAAGAUCUCAGACAGAUAAACUUGCAUUUGAUGUGGGCCUACAGGAAAAUACAAUAGGUGAAACAUGUUGGUGGACCAUACACCCUGCUUCUAAACAAAGGUCAGAAGGAGAAAAGGUACGGAUUGGAGAUGAUCUUAUUCUAGUUAGCGUGUCCUCAGAAAGAUACCUGCAUCUUUCUGUGGCAUAUGGAAACAUACAGGUAGAUGCUUCCUUUAUGCAAACACUCUGGAAUGUGCACCCUACUUGUUCAGGAAGCAACAUUGAAGAAGGAUACCUACUUGGUGGUCAUGUAUUACGUUUAUUUCAUGGCCAUGAUGAAUGCUUGACCAUCGCAUCUACAGAACAGAAUGAUUCACCACAUAAGCGGGUUUUUUAUGAAACUGGGGGAGCUGGAGUCCGUGCAAGAUCACUAUGGAGAGUGGAACCUCUUCGAAUAAGCUGGAGUGGAAGUCAUAUCCGCUGGGGACAACCAUUUCGCCUUCGACAUAUUACAACAGGACAGUUUUUAGCGUUGACAGAAGACCUAGGUCUUGUCUUAUUAGACAGAGAAAAAGCUGACACAAAAUCAACUUCCUUUUGUUUUAGAGCAUCCAAGGAAAAACUGGAUUCUGCUCACAAACGUGAUAUAGAGGGCAUGGGAUUUCCUGAAAUAAAGUACGGAGAUUCUGUUUGUUUUGUGCAGCAUGUAGCUAGCACUUUGUGGCUGACUUACAAAGCACAGGAUGCUAAAACAUCACGUUUAGGACCACUGAAAAGAAAGGUUAUAUUACACCAAGAAGGGCACACAGAUGAUGGACUGUCCGUGCAAAGGUGUCAACAUGAAGAAUCCCAGGCUGCUAGAAUUAUUCUCAAUACCACAAAAUUAUUCAGUCAAUUUAUAAGGUAUAAUUUCUUAAAUGGAAACAACAGUGUUACAACUCCCCUCACUCUUCCCAUUGAAGAAGUAGUUCAGACUCUCCAAGAUUUAAUUACAUAUUUUCUACCUCCAGAAGAAGAGUUAGAACACGAGGAUAAACAAAACAAACUUCGUUCCCUUAAAAACAGACAAAAUCUAUUCAAAGAGGAGGGGAUGCUGGCAUUGGUUCUGAACUGCAUUGAUCGAUUAAAUGUAUACUAUAGUACUGCUCAUUUUACAGGGGUUGGUAGAGAAGAAAAUGGUGCAGCAUGGAAAGAAAUUCUAAAUCUUCUUUACAAAUUAUUAGCUGCUCUCAUUUGUGGUAACAGAAAUAAUUGUGCCCAGUUUUCCAAUAAUCUUGAUUGGUUGAUUAGUAAAUUGGACAGACUAGAAUCUUCUUCAGGUAUUUUAGAAGUGUUGCACUGUAUAUUGAUUGAAAGCCCAGAAGCUUUAAAUUUGAUAGAUGAAGGUCAUAUAAAAUCCAUCAUCUCCCUGCUGGAUAAGCACGGACGCAACCAUAAGGUUCUUGAUGUCCUGUGCUCUCUUUGUCUCUGUAAUGGAGUAGCAGUGCGUGCUAACCAGAACUUAAUAUGUGACAAUCUUCUUCCUCGAAGAGAUCUGCUCUUGCAAACACGGCUGGUGAACGAUGUGACAAGUAUAAGGCCAAACAUAUUUCUUGGAAUUGCUGAGGGCUCAGCACAGUAUAAGAAAUGGUACUUUGAACUAAUCAUUGAUCAAGUGGAACCAUUUUUGACAGCAAAACCGACACAUUUGCGGGUUGGAUGGGCCUCAACAUCAGGCUAUGCUCCUUAUCCUGGAGGUGGGGAAGGAUGGGGAGGAAAUGGUGUUGGUGAUGACCUGUACUCCUAUGGUUUUGAUGGACUUCAUCUCUGGUCUGGUCGAAUACCCAGGGCUGUUGCAUCUGUGAAUCAGCAUUUAUUAGCAUCUGAUGAUGUGGUCAGCUGUUGCUUGGAUUUAGGGGUCCCCAGCAUUUCUUUCCGUAUUAAUGGACAACCUGUGCAAGGAAUGUUUGAAAACUUUAAUACUGAUGGCCUUUUUUUCCCUGUGGUGAGCUUCUCAGCUGGUGUCAAAGUGCGUUUCUUAAUGGGUGGCCGCCAUGGAGAAUUCAAGUUUUUACCUCCUACUAGCUAUGCACCUUGCUAUGAAGCUUUGCUUCCAAAAGAAAAGAUGAAAUUGGAACCAGUAAAAGAAUAUAAGAGGGAUUCUGAAGGAAUUAGAGAUUUGCUUGGUACUACUCAGUUUCUUUCUCAGGCUAAUUUUAUUCCUUGUCCAAUUGAUACCAACCAGAUUGUUUUGCCUUUCCAUCUUGAAAAGAUAAGAGACAAGCUUGCUGAAAAUAUUCAUGAACUCUGGGGAAUGAAUAAAAUAGAACUUGGUUGGACCUAUGGCAAGAUACGAGACGAUAAUAAAAGGCAGCAUCCUUGUCUGGUGGAAUUUUCAAAAUUGCCUGAAACAGAGAAGAACUAUAAUCUGCAAAUGUCAACCGAAACUCUAAAAACUCUUUUGGCCCUUGGAUGCCAUGUCGUUCAUGUAAAUCCAGGGGCAGAAGAAGAUCUAAAGAAAAUCAAGCUUCCUAAAAAUUACAUGAUGACAAAUGGGUACAAGCCAGCUCCUCUUGAUCUUUCUGAGGUUAAAUUGUUACCUUCACAAGAAAUAUUAGUUGAUAAACUUGCAGAGAAUGCACAUAAUGUCUGGGCAAAAGAAAGAAUAAAACAAGGCUGGACCUAUGGUAUUCAGCAGGAUCUUAAAAACAAACGGAAUCCUCGGCUGGUUCCUUAUGUGUUAUUGGAUGAACGCACUAAAAAAUCAAAUAGAGAUAGUCUUCGUGAGGCUGUUCGGACCUUUGCUGGAUAUGGAUAUAAUAUUGAGGCCCCAGAUCAGGAACUAGCUGACCAAACAGUGGAAAAAGUGAGCAUUGAUAAGAUACGUUUCUUCAGAGUGGAGAAAUCUUAUGCAGUUAAGACUGGAAAGUGGUAUUUUGAAUUUGAAGCUGUAACUGGAGGGGAUAUGCGUGUUGGAUGGGCAAGGCCAGGCUGCCAACCUGACAUAGAACUAGGAGCUGACGACCAAGCAUUUGUAUUCGAAGGCUCAAAAGGGCAACGUUGGCAUCAGGGGAGUGGAUUCUUUGGACGAAACUGGCAAGUAGGAGAUGUAGUGGGCUGUAUGAUCAAUCUGGAGGACAAGUCUAUUAUAUUUACACUUAAUGGAGAAUUACUUAUAACCAAUAAAGGUUCAGAACUUGCUUUUGCUGACUUUGAAAUAGAUAAUGGUUUUGUUCCUAUAUGUUCACUGGGUUUGUCACAGAUUGGCCGAAUGAAUUUUGGAAGGGAUGCCAGCACUUUCAAAUACUACACAAUGUGUGGGCUUCAAGAAGGUUUUGAGCCUUUUGCUGUCAACAUGAACAGAGAAGUCACCAUGUGGUUUAGCAAACGCUUACCAACCUUUGUCAAUGUGCCAAAAGGGCAUCCUCAUAUUGAGGUUACAAGAAUUGAUGGAAACAUUGACAAUCCACCACGUUUAAAAGUUACUCAUAAGACAUUUGGAACACAGAAUAGUAAUGCAGACAUGAUAUAUUGUCGCUUGAGCAUGCCAAUUGAAUUUCAUUCAUCUUUUACCUACAACCAUGGUUUUGAAUUUGAGGGUUUCUACAAAAGAAAACAGAACCAGGAAAUACCUAUUCAUACCACAACAUUAUAUUACUACUUAGUGAAGAUCUUUGCUGGUCAAGACCCGUCUUCAGUCUGGAUUGGUUGGGUAACUCCUGACUACCACUUUUACAGUGAACAUUUUGACCUAAAUAAGAAUUGCACAGUAACAGUUACUUUGGGAGAUGAAAGAGGGAGAGUCCAUGAAAGUGUAAAACGUAGUAAUUGCUAUCUGGUUUGGGGAGGAGAAUCAUUUGUUAAUUCUCAAAGAUCAAAUCGUGGUAAUGUUGAUCUAGAAAUUGGAUGCCUUGUCGAAUUAGCUACUGGAAUGUUGUCAUUCACAGCCAAUGGAAAAGAACUGGGAACUUUCUAUCAGGUUGAGCCAAACACAAAACUAUUUCCAGCUGUUUUUUUACAGCCUACGAGCACAAACCUGGUACAGUUUGAACUGGGUAAAUUAAAGAACACCAUGCCUUUAUCAGCUGCAAUUUUUAAAAGUGAAGAGAGAAAUCCCAUUCCUCAGUGCCCUCCUCGGCUGGAUGUUCAAACACUCACACCGGUUGUCUGGAGCAGAAUGCCAAACAGUUUCCUGAAAGUAGAGACUGAUCGUGUCAGUGACCGCCAUGGAUGGCUAGUACAAUGCCUGGAAUCAUUGCAAAUGAUGGCCCUUCAUAUUCCAGAAGAAAACAGGUGUAUUGACAUAUUGGAAUUAUGUGAACAAGAAGAUUUGAUGAGGUUCCACUAUCAUACUUUAAAGCUAUAUAGUUCUGUUUGUGCUCUGGGUAAUAAUAGAGUAGCUCAUGCUCUUUGCAGCCAUGUGGAUGUUUCCCAAUUAUUUUACACAAUAGAUAAUCGGUAUUUGCCUGGACUUUUAAGGUCUGGAUUCUAUGACUUGUUGAUUAGCAUUCAUUUAGAAUAUUCCAAGGAAGCAAAACUCAUGAUGAACAAUGAAUUUAUCACUCCUGUUACAGAUGAAACCAGAAAAAUCCGAUUAUUUCCAGAGGGAUCAAAGAAACAUGGCUUGCCUGGAGUUGGACUUAGCACAUGCUUGAAACCAAAGUUUAAAUUCUCUACUCCUUGUUUCAUUUUGUCCAAUGAUGAUCAUCAAAAGCCUAGUCCAGAGAUACCACUAGAGAUCCUUAAGACAAAGACUAUAAGCAUGUUGACAGAAGCAGUCUACUGCAGUGGAGCACAUAUACGAGACCCUGUUGGAGGGAAAGUUGAAUUCCAGUUUGUUCCUGUCCUGAAACUUAUAGGAACUUUGCUUAGGAUGGGAGUUUUUGAUGAUCAUGAUGUUAAACAGAUUUUGCUUCUGAUUGAACCAUGUGUAUUUGGUGAGAGCAAAGAAGACGUAAUGGAGCAAGCAGAGAAAGAGGAUGUUAGCCAAAUAGAAGAAAAAGCAGUAGAGGCUGGUGAAAAGGCCAUUAAGGAAACUAAGACCCCGAUAAAGGGCUUGCUGCAAACAAGAUUGCCAGAGUCAGUUAAACUUCAGAUGUGUGAGCUGCUCAAUUACUUCUGCGACUGUGAGCUGAAACACAGAGUGGAAGCUAUUGUGUCAUUUGCAGAUACCUUUGUCUUAAAGCUACAGUAUAAUCAGAAAUACAGGUAUAAUGAACUGAUGCAAGCCUUGAAUAUGUCUGCCGCGCUGACUGCCAGGAAGACAAAGGAAUUUCGCUCUCCUCCUCAAGAGCAGAUUAAUAUGCUACUGAAUUUUCAGUUGGGGGAAGAUUGUCCUUGUCCAGUGGAGAUUCGGGAAGAGCUAUAUGAGUUUCAUGAUAAGCUCCUAAUUCAUUGUGGUAUUCCAUUAGAAGAAGAAAAAGAAGAGGAAGAAAAUAUUUCAUGGGCUGGAAAACUAUGUUCUUUGAUAUAUAAAAUAAAAGGAAUACAAAAAACAGAAAAGAGAGAGGCAACAGAAGAAGAAGAAAAAUAUCCUACUUCUCUGAAAGAGCUGAUAUCUCAAACUAUGGUUCGCUGGGCACAGGAAGAUCAGAUUCAAGAUCCAGAAUUAGUUCGCAUUAUGUUUAACUUACUUCGAAGGCAGUAUGAUAGCAUUGGUGAGCUGCUGCAAGCUCUGAGAAAAUCUUAUACUAUAAGCGCUGCCUCUGUGCAAGACACAAUCAACUUAUUAGCAGCAUUGGGACAAAUUCGUUCACUUCUCAGUGUCAGAAUGGGAAAAGAAGAAGAACUGCUGAUGAUUAAUGGCCUAGGAGAUAUAAUGAACAACAAAGUAUUUUAUCAGCAUCCUAAUCUCAUGAGAGUCCUGGGUAUGCAUGAGACAGUUAUGGAAGUAAUGGUAAAUGUGCUUGGAGGAGACAAAUCUCAGAUUGCUUUUCCUAAAAUGGUAGCAAGUUGUUGUCGGUUUCUUUGCUAUUUUUGCCGGAUCAGUCGUCAAAACCAAAAAGCCAUGUUUGAGCAUUUAAGCUACUUACUUGAAAAUAGCAGUGUUGGACUUGCUUCUCCUUCUAUGAGAGGGUCCACUCCAUUAGAUGUAGCAGCUGCUUCAGUAAUGGACAAUAAUGAGCUUGCACUUGCAUUGGAGGAGCCAGACCUAGAAAAAGUUGUAACCUACUUGGCAGGCUGUGGUCUUCAGAGCUGCCAAAUGCUUUUAGCAGCUGGAUACCCUGAUAUUGGUUGGAAUCCCAUAGAGGGUGAACGGUAUCUCUCAUUCUUAAGAUUUGCCGUCUUUGUUAAUGGUGAAAGUGUUGAAGAAAAUGCCUGUGUCCUUGUAAAGCUUCUUAUUCGACGGCCGGAAUGUUUUGGCCCUGCUCUCAGAGGAGAAGGAGGGAACGGUCUGUUAGCUGCUAUGCAAGAAGCAAUUAAAAUUUCUGAGAACCCAGCUCUAGAUCUUACUUCUCAGGGUUCUAAGAGAAAAUUUUUAGAAGAAGAUGAGGAAGAGGAAGAGACAGUCCACAUGGGCAAUGCAAUAAUGUCUUUCUAUUCAGCUCUUAUAGAUUUGCUUGGUCGUUGUGCACCAGAACUCCAUCUUAUCCAAACUGGGAAAGGUGAAGCCAUUAGAAUACGGUCGAUUUUGCGUUCCCUUGUGCCAACAGAAGAUUUAGUUGGAAUUAUAAGUAUUCCAUUAAGACUACCAACAAUAAACAAAGAUGGAACCGUCACUGAGCCAAAUAUGUCUGCAACUUUCUGUCCUGACCACAAAGCACCCAUGGUGCUUUUUCUAGAUCGUGUCUAUGGUAUAAAGGACCAAACCUUCCUCCUUCACCUUUUGGAAGUUGGAUUUUUCCCAGAUUUAAGGGCAUGUGCUUCAUUGGAUACAAUUUCUCUAAGUACCACCGAGACAGCUCUUGCUCUAAAUAGAUAUAUUUGCACAGCUGUGUUCCCAUUACUCACACGGUGUGCUUCUCUCUUUUUGGGAUCUGAGCAUUACAUGUCUCUGAUUGAUUCUGCUCUUCAUACAAUAUAUCGUCUGUCCAAAGGGCGUUCUCUUACCAAAGCACAAAGAGACACAAUUGAAGAAUGCUUGCUUGCUAUCUGCCACCACUUACGGCCUUCAAUGCUACAACAACUUCUACGCCGAUUAGUUUUUGAUGUACCUUUACUUAAUGAGUACUGUAAAAUGCCAUUAAAGCUUCUAACAAAUCACUAUGAACAAUGCUGGAAAUAUUAUUGCUUGUCUUCAGGAUGGGGGAAUUAUGGAACAGCAGCAGAAGAAGAAUUACAUUUGACUGAAAAACUAUUCUGGGGAAUAUUUGAUUCCCUCUCUCAUAAGAAGUAUGAUCCAGAGCUCUUCCGAAUGGCCUUGCCUUGUUUAAGUGCAAUAGCUGGUGCUUUGCCACCAGAUUAUUUAGACACUCGAAUUACCUCAUUUUUAGAAAAGCAGAUGUCAGUGGAUGCUGAAGGAAAUUUUGAUCCCAAACCUAUCAGCACGCUGAAUUUUAUACUCCCUGAAAAGUUGGAGUUUAUUGUCAACAAAUAUGCUGAACAUACUCAUGAAAAAUGGGCCUGUGACAAGAGUAAUUGUGGAUGGAAAUAUGCUCCUUUACUUGAUGAAAAUACAAAGACACAUCCUUUAAUAAGACCUUUCAAAACCUUGACUGAAAAGGAAAAGGAAAUCUAUAGAUGGCCUGCCAGAGAAUCUCUAAAAACCAUGUUAGCAAUGGGAUGGAGUCUUGAAAGAAACAAGGAAGGAGAAAAUAUGACUCAGCAACGUGAAAAUGAAAAGCUCCGUAGCAUAUCACAAUCUAGUCAGGGUAAUGGCUACAGCCCAGCACCUCUUGAUCUUUCAAAUGUUGUACUUUCCAGAGAACUCCAGGGAAUGGUAGAAGUAAUAGCAGAAAACUAUCAUAACAUUUGGGCAAAAAAGAAGAAAAUUGAAUUGGAAAAUAAAGGAGGAGGUGGUCAUCCAUUGUUGGUACCUUAUGACACGUUGACAGCCAAAGAGAAAGCUCGAGAUAGGGAGAAAGCCCAAGAACUAUUCAAAUUUCUUCUUGUAAAUGGCAUUGCCAUAUCUAGAGGCUUAAACGACCUGGAAUUGGAUGCUUCAUCAAUGGAAAAGAGGUUUGCUUAUAAAUUUCUCAAAAGGAUCCUUAAAUAUAUUGACUCAGCUCAAGAAUUCAUUGCACAUUUAGAAGCCAUUGUUACUAGUGGAAAAACUGAGAAAUCUCCACAUGAUCAAGAAAUCAAAUUCUUUGCCAAAGUUCUGCUACCAUUAGUUGACCAGUAUUUCACCAAUCAUUGCUUGUACUUCCUCUCUUCCCCAACAAAGCCGCUUGGUAGUAGUGGAUAUGCUUCCAAUAAAGAAAAAGAAAUGGUAGCAAG